AUGCCGCGCGAGUCUGGAUCGCAAGCAGGCCCCUCGAGAGAUCGUGACGGGGCAGACGAUGCGGCAGCGCGCAGAGCCCGUCGCCAGAAGCGCAGAGAGGAGGAGGCCUACCACGUCAAAGGCUGGGAAAAUCUGUACGGAGGCGGUGGCAGCAAGCCCGUUUUCGCUCACGAUCCUCUACCGAGCUCCAAGACUCGAAGACAGGGACAGUCAUCGUCGCAAUCUCCGACCAAGUCGACCCGUGAUUCGGCGUCCUCACGCCCUCGGACUCAAUCGCCCGCUAAGGCUUCCAGCUCGAGCUCUGCUUCAGCGUCCCAGCUGCCGCCAUCGACCGCACCGGCAAGCACGCGCAGCAUGAUAUCGCAUGCAUCAGCACCUAGGCUGACGAAGCGAAAAGCGUCGACUCCUUCCUUGCACACCAGCCCCAACAAGAAGUCGAAGGCUGCUGCUGCUGCUGCUGCUGCUGCUGCUGCUCCUACCACUCGCCGUCGAUCAGCCCAGGAUUCGGAUGAUUCGGAAGACGAUUUCGAAAUCACAGGUGCCAGCGGGCCAGCAGCAACUCGCUUCUCCAGCAAUGUUGCACCCGCUUCCAGCAUCAAAGUAUCACCUUCGGCAGAGUCGUCGCUCAAUGCACGCCCUUCAGGCUCCUCAAGACGCUCCGUCAGCAAAGCACCUUCCGCAGGAGUCCAAUCGUCCGCUGCGCCCUCUCUACCUGCUCAAGACGAUGGCGACACACCUUCAUCAGCGUCCGCAGCAGCGAGCCGCGAUGCUUCACAAACGCGUGUCUCGGCUUCUUCGAGCUCGCGCAGCACUCAUGGACCAGCCAAACCCACCGCCGAGGAAGUCGAAGCGCUCAAAGACAACGCGCUCCGUCAAUACGAGCAAGGCAUAUCGCUCGCCCAACACAUUGACAACAGCGUGCGUGACUUUACCGCCGGCCUCAGUGCCGAUCAUCCCAAUCUGCCCAUCGUCAGCCAGUUUCGGCGCAAAGUGGCAGAUCUUGGCGCGCAACUUACCAUCAAGGAGCUCCGCAUCGACAUGCCUACACUUCCGCCCCGAUUGCAGAAGCGUUUCGCGCCCGCUGUGGCUGCCUACGUCAAGUAUCUCAAACGCGACGAAGUUUCGGCUCAAGGCGAUGUUGAACCAGACAAUGUCGCCACGAGCUCCAUACGGUCACCCGACCCGGUACAGCAGCAAGCCCCGGACAAUAGCAACUCGUCUGCUACCAUGAACAAUGACACCAGUCAUGACUCGGCUGUCGAGUCGGUGGGGUCGCCACAAGCGUUUGGAACACCACCAGAGCAGCCUCUGGAGGACGUCGACGAAGCAGCAACAUCCCAUCCCUCGCCUCGGGCAGCAUCGACGCCGACAGUCUCCAAAGCACAGGAACCCACCGAGGAGCUGGAGAGCGAUGCCGAGCAGCCACGCGCGAAUUCAGCCGAUCCUCAACAAGCCGAUGAGCCAGAGGAGGAAGAUGAGCUAAUAGACGAGCUCGAAGAGGACAAUCGAGGGGAGAUCGCCAGCGGUGAGCAACAUGCUAGUGCAACAGCAGCAAAGCCAAGCGAACUGUCCACAGACGAUCCUACCGCAGCAGCCGACGGCGAAAAUCCAGUAGCCGGCAGCGCAGAAUCGAUCAGCCGAGCUGAUGCCGAAGUAGCACAUCCGCCGUCCGACAAGCAGGAUCUCCUCCGGACUGGCGACGCAAACGAGAUUGCACCAGAUUCUCGGACUGAGGGGGUACAGCAGGAAACAACGCAGGAGGCGUCGGAAGUCGCUCAAGGCCUCGAACACCCAUCGACAGAGGCAUCAGGCGAAGGGAUGGCCCCGCCCAUCGGCAACUCUCUACCUGGCGAAGGGAAUGAUGAUGCAAUUGUUACUGCAACGGAUCAGACUGAAGGUGCUGCUGCAGCGGGAGUCACCACCAAAACCUUCGUCGCAACAUCGGAGAUGCCGGCAGAUAUCGACGCGGAACAAGUGGCCAAUGCCGUUGAAGCGGUCGAACAAGCUCUGACGGAAGACAGCGAAGUUCUCCCAGAAUCUGUCGAGACUUCUGAGAGCCUUCCAAACGACGCAUCUGCAGUCGAGGCUUCACCCCAAGCUCCCGAAAAUGUGACAACCUUGACGAACGAACCCGAAGCGGUCGAUGAUGGCUCCUCAGCUACUGCAAUGGAAGCGGUUACUCCAGCAGUCACUACGACCCCACACCCCGCACCUUUACAGUCAGACGCCAACGAGAUCGCCUUGGAAGCGCAGAGCUCUGAGAUCCAGACGCCCGCCGAAGCACCAGACGCAGAUGCAAUCGCAGAUGCCGCAACAACCGGGGACGCUGUGUCGCAGACUUUGGCGGCUGCUGUAGCAACUCUCCCCGCCGAAAAUGCACAGGAGGCGGAGGCGCCCGACUUGCCUAACAAUGCAGGAGCCGAUAUGGAUACCGGCAACGCCUCUGCAGGUGCAGCAGAAUCUUCAGAACCUGCUGGCUCUUCUGCCGAAGGUCAUGAUGGGUCGACCGCCGCUGAGGUUCUUGAUGAACCCCGUGCACUAUCCAACCCGGAUGUUGCCGAAAACCCAGUCACCAUUGACGAGACAGGCGUAAGCCGAAGCCACGAGCGAGCCAGCAGCCAGACUGCCUCGGACGCCGGUACAGGCAGCCGCGCAAAGAAGACCAUCGACGACCGCAUGAAGUCGAUGCUCAACGACCUCGCAAAAGUGACCGGGCGCAGAUCUUGCUACGUAACAGUGAGGGAGCUCAAACCGAAACGGGCGGGUCUCGCCACACCUCGGACGGUGCAAGACGUGGUGGACAAGUGGCAGGAUCCGGCGCAGAUGAUUCCGUGGACCUGCUUACAGGAGCUGGGUCCUGGUAUUUUCCACAAGAACGCACACAAGCACAUGCACCUGUCGAUGCACGAGCUGAUGGACAGGGUGUCGAGCACCAAGGCUGUCAAGCACCUGUCCAGGUUGCCGGAGAGGGUCAUGACGAGGGCGUUGAUGGAGUUUCCGAGGGUCCCGCAUAUGAUGCACUGUUGGAAUGAGGAGAAGAGGAAGUAUUUCCAUUCGAGGGGGUUGGCGCAGCCGAAGUAUACGAAGCCGGAGUUCAGGUUUGCGGAUGAGGAGGAGGUGGUGGAGGGUGGCAUGGAGGUCAGGGUUAGCACGUCGGUGCCACCGGCGGGUCAUGGUGCGGACGCGGCGGGACAUCUGGCGGCGCCGGAUCAAAAGCCUAGAUCGGCUUCGCCGGUCAUGGCGGCGGCACAGCGGCAGGCGAUGCCUGGCCAGCUUCUGGCCUCGCACCUUGGACAAGCUCCAAAACCGCAGCCGGCUCCAGUGGUGCAUCCCAACAUGGCACAGAACAACUUGGUCCAGCUGCCACCUGCUCCCCAAGCCUCGACGCAACGCCAACGCCACGUGCAGUCCGCACCUGCGACUCACUCCCAGCCGACACUGCAAGAGGCGUUCCGACGAGCACAAGCAACACCCACCGCCGUUGCACCCGCUGCGCUCGCCGCGCCGGCUCCAGCCGUCCACGCGCCACCGAUGGGUGCGCUGACGAACGAACGACGAGCGGCUAUGCUGCGUCAAGCUACGGACCGGGUGUUUUCCGGGCUGGCGGCUGACUGUCUCUCGCUGGCGGAACAUGUGAUCGGAUCGCCUGCGUCGGCGGAGCUGAACGUUCGGUCGCAUUUUAGCGAGGCGGAUGUGCUGCACGUGCUGGACUUUGUGGUGGCGACGUAUCGUAGGGAGAUGGAAGCGGAACGCGCGGCAGGUGGGUCUUCGCGGGUGAGGGCGGAGCAACGGUUCGCCAAGAUCAUGCGGGUGAGGAAUUGUGCGAUGGAAGCGUUGACGUUGACGCAGACGUUGUGUCGGGUCAAGAUGUGUUUGACCGACGCUGCGGCCGAUUCGCUACGCCGGACCGGGGUGGCGUCAUCGGAUGGAUGGUUGGACUUGCUGGCGACCAGCGCGAAAUGGGCGGGUACACGGCAGUUUUUGUUGGCCAAUGAGGCGGCAGCGGUGGGGAUGUUGUCGGGGCCAGAGUUGAGGUUGAUGCUGGGAAGACAGGUGGAUUUGGUGAAUAAGCGGUUGGAGGGGGUGCUGGAGAAGUUGAUGAGUAUGGACGAGGUGGUGGGUGGCGAGGGAGGGGGAGGGGAGGAGGAGAGCGGGGCGCAGGAGGCGAUUAGGAAGGAGUGUGAGCAGAUUGGGAGGAUUUGUUGUAAGCACGUGGUGGGGAUCCUACUGGGUGAGGGGGAGAGGCACUCGUAG
This is a messenger RNA of Pseudozyma hubeiensis SY62, 4254 nucleotides long. RefSeq lists its product as hypothetical. The record is from RefSeq and is a predicted model, not a curated record. NCBI's taxonomy places the organism in Eukaryota, Fungi, Basidiomycota, Ustilaginomycetes, Ustilaginales, Ustilaginaceae. The transcript has a single exon. Bases 1 to 4254 code for a protein of 1417 amino acids.